Molecule: messenger RNA, 3198 nt
Organism: Adineta ricciae
Lineage: Eukaryota; Metazoa; Rotifera; Eurotatoria; Adinetida; Adinetidae
Source: the annotation of a GenBank genome assembly
AUGACGAAUACACCAUACUUAGUUUCACAUUUUAUGAUCACUGGAGCUGAACAAUGCUUGGAUGAUUAUCAUUACAUACGAAGCAAGAUCGAUGUUAUACAUGGGCAGGAAGAGCAGUUGAGUCGUAUUUUACGUAUGUUAGAUCAAGAUGAUGUUAUUCUUAAUGGACAUCUUGCUGCAACGUCGCUUGGACGGCCAAGAUCGAAUUCACGUUCAUAUGAUUUUAAUCGAACAUGUUUACCAGGCAAUAUUGCUUAUCUACGUCUUCGCGAACGAGAACAAGAAGAUUUGAAGCGGCGCUCGUUGUCAUCAUCAACAUAUGUAAGUCGUCGUCCUUACGAACGUCGACGACGCAUAAGUGAACAAGGUAAUGACUUUCUUAUGUCGAAGUGCGCUACUCGACAAACUUUAAGAAAAACAGGUCUUGAUUCAUUCUUGUUGAAUUCGGAAACACGACGUCGAGUAGAUGACGAUCAGACUAGUGACUCUCUCAUGUCGAGAUCCGCUCUUGCUCGACAACGUACAAAAGAGCAAAAUACCGACUCGCGGUUGUCAACUUCUGCUGCACAAAGAUCCAUCAUUGAACAAGAGUAUGAUUCCCUCAGGUCGAAAUACGCCACUCGACAACGACCUAGUGGGCAAGACGGUGACGCAUCACUGUCAAAUGCUGCCAUUCAACAACAAGCGAAUGAGCGAGCCAAUGACUCGUUCAAGUCAGAAUCUGCAAGCCGAAAACGAAAAGAUGAACGAAAUGUUGACUCUUUUUCGUCAGAUCUCGCUAGUCAGCAACAGGCCAUCAACGAAGGCGCGAAUUCUGUGUUAUCAAAUACUGACGCACAGAAACAAAUCGACAAAAAGGGAAAGGAUCUUUCGGCUACAAAAUAUGCUAGUGAGCAACAGAAAGAGAUAGAGCGUACUGAUCUAUCGUCGUCAAAUACUGCAGCGCAGAAAAAAACUGAUAAGAAAGAAAAGGAUCUUUCGUCAGCAAAUUCUGCCCAUGACCAGCAAAAAGAACGAGAAAGUUCCGAUCUUUCUUCGUCGAAUGCAAUAAAACAGAAGCAAACUAGUAACCAGACAAAAAAUCUUUCGUCAGCAAAAUCCGACACUCAAACAGAUCAAGAUGGCCAGAUAGCUGAACUUUUACCGUCCAGUUCAACAGACCAAAAACAGAAACAGGCUUCAACUGAAGAAAAAUCUUCGAAGGAGAAACCAGUCGUCCAAGACGAAAAACAAGAACAAUCGAAAAAAGAUGCCGAGGUAAAAAACCGAAAAGCAAAAGCAUCGAAUGUUGAAGCCGAGGAAUCUAACGCGGAUGACGAAUACUUUCUAUCUCAAGCCUACGAUCUGUUAUCGUUCGUUGCUCAUUACGAAGAAUCCUCAUCAGAUGAUCAAAGUCAGGAAAAUCAAGAUUCUCUUGGUUAUCUCGUAUGUGAAUGGACAACACCGAAAUUACCUUCGUCAUCAACUCCGAUCGCGUCAGCAGCAGCAGCUAUAGAUCAUUUUACGAUCGAACGUCAAUUUGGCGGCCAAAACUGGUUACCCUUAGGAGAGAAAAUCGAUACAGCACAAAACAAAAUUGAAUUAGGUCUCUCCUCAUUACUUGAUGAGCAAAUACAGGAAAAUAUCCCAUCAAGUUAUCGCUUAAAGGCACAUUUUAAGAGUGGAAAAACAUGGACAAGUAAGCCAACUAAUGAAAUCAACGUGGAUUCUUUAGCUAGUGGCCGUUUUAUAAAACCUGAUGUCGAAAUUCUCUCGCCGAACUCCGUUCAAUUAACUUGGCAACCUACCGGUGAUGAAAAGACAACGAAAUAUCAUAUUGAAAAGAAGGAAUCUCAUCAAAAGCAAUGGACAAAAGUUUCGACAGUCUCCCUAUUACAAGACGUUGCUCAAAUCGACGAUCUAACCGAUGCUGAACAAUGUGAAUUUCGUCUAGUACCAUCAAAAUUAGACGAAAAUGAAUCCGAGCUCUUGACUGUACAGAAUGUCAACGAAUGGCUCCGUUCAUUACAUAUUGAACCAAUAUCGGCUAACAUUGUCGAUAUCGAUAUAUCCGAAGAAGGUUUUAAACAAUUUGAUCAAUAUAAAGUGGAAUACGCAGCGAUGGACCAACCAGACCAAUGGAACCAAGUUUCGAACAUCACUCGCGAUGCUGCUCAUCUAACAAUAGAAAAACUAAGAGCUGGUGUUGAUUAUAAAUUUCGCUUAACACCAAUUCUACGCGGUUCAGCAACAGCAAAGAAAGACGCCAUCUCCUCUCAGCUAUCCCUCGUGCUCGAUGUUAAAAUGCCGUUGACACGCAAAGGACGAUUAAUGAAAAACGAAAUCAAGUCCAGCGAACCUCCCACCCAAUUUGCUAUUCAUCAAACGGAUCCGAAAACUGUUUUCAUCGAAGCAAUUCUCCCAUCGAACAAACCAGCUCUAUUCGAAGAUAUUUUCGAUGUUUAUUCCAAGAAAGAUACUGCUAAUGACGACUGGGUUAAAGUCGGAACAAUCGAUAAAGACCAUCUCAAUAUGACAAUCAAGAAUCUUCCGGAAAACACAGCCUACACCUUUAAAAUCCACAAUCAAUCAGCGCCAUCCUCAGAUGAACAAAGCAAUAUCGUACAAGAAUUCAAUUUCGAGACGGCAUCAGUAAAACUCUAUGAUCCAUCGCUCUUUUUGGAAAAGGUCGAAAAAACUCUCGAGAGCGUCGUUAGCGGUGUAAUGCAAGCAGCUGCUGGUCAUCAACCGCUCGACGAUCCGUUGAAUAUAAGUUUGAACGAUGUGAUUCAAAAGCUUUUCAAAGAGGAAGAUCUCGUUCCCAAUGAACAAUACGGUUUCGAUACCUUAGCACUAAGCGAAGAUCUACAAUUAUUUCACGGUCCAAAACAAAUGAUGUUACAACAAUUAACAAUCGACGAAACUAGCGAAUCAUCCAAACAUGAUGGAGAAAUUAUCAUUCAUAAUUAUCGCAAAGCCGAACAUGAACUACAACCGGUGACUGUUCGCGAGGAACAUGGCAAUACACGUAUUGGCAAUAUCGAUGGUGAUGUUAUCAUUCGAAAUGUAGUAACAGAUGUUUUGUUAACCAAUGAUCAGAAACGAAAUCAAUUGUCGAUGAACAUCGUCGGUCAAGCUUUCUUGAAGCGCGUUCAAGGAACAUUAACUGCAUCGAAAUUCAAAGGAAUUAUUGUUGUGAAAAAUGUGGAUAGACCAUAA